Messenger RNA from Choloepus didactylus (southern two-toed sloth), 1001 nucleotides. RefSeq names its product olfactory receptor 7D2-like. Bases 1 to 933 code for a protein of 310 amino acids. The transcript has a single exon. Lineage: Eukaryota; Metazoa; Chordata; Mammalia; Pilosa; Megalonychidae. Gene Ontology annotation, biological process: G protein-coupled receptor signaling pathway. Gene Ontology annotation, cellular component: membrane. Gene Ontology annotation, molecular function: olfactory receptor activity; G protein-coupled receptor activity. The record is from RefSeq and is a predicted model, not a curated record.
AUGGAAACAGGAAACCAAACAAGAGUUUUAGAGUUUAUCCUCCUUGGGCUCUCUGAUGAUACAGAAUUUCAGCCACUCAUAUUUGGACUGUUUCUAUCUAUGUACCUGGUCACCAUUCUGGGAAAUCUGCUCAUCAUCAUGGCCAUCAGCUCUGACACCCACCUCCAUACCCCCAUGUAUUUCUUUCUCUCCAACCUGUCCUUGGUUGACAUCUGUUUCAGUACCACUAUAGUCCCCCAGAUGCUAAAUAACAUCCAGACAGGGAACAAAGUCAUCCCUUACAUGGACUGCCUCACUCAGGUAUAUUUCUCUAUGUGUUUUCCUAUCCUGGAUACUCUACUUCUCACUGUGAUGGCCUUUGACCGGUUUGUGGCCAUCUGUCACCCCUUACACUACAUGGUCAUCAUGAACCCCCACCUCUGUGGCCUCUUGGUUUUUAUUACCUGGUUUAUUGGUGUCAUGAUAUCCCUCCUCCAUAUUUCUCUGAUGAUAGAGCUGAUCUUCUGUAAAGCUCUUGUAAUUCCAUAUUUCUUCUGUGAACUGACACAGAUUCUCAAGUUGGCCUGCUCUGAUACCUUCCUGAAUAGCACACUGAUAUAUUUUAUGACAGCUGUGCUGGGUGUUUUUCCCCUCACUGGUAUCCUUUUCUCUUACUCACAGAUUGUUUUGUCCAUAAGGAAGAUGUCCUCAUCUAGUGGAAAGCAAAAGGCAUUUUCUACCUGUGGGUCUCAUCUCUCAGUUGUUUCUUUAUUUUAUGGGACAGGUGUUGGAGUCUAUUUCACUUCUGCAGUGACUCAUUCCCCCAAGAAAGUCUCAAUAGCCUCAGUAAUGUACUCCGUGGUUACUCCCAUGCUGAACCCCUUCAUAUACAGCCUGAGGAACAAGGAUAUGAAGGGGGCUUUGGGAAGAAUCCUUAGCAGAGCAGCCUCUUAACCUGUGAUGGAUCCAUUGGCCCAGGAAUAAGAAGUUUUAUGGGUAUCAAUGGCAAAAACAAUUUGAUU